Molecule: messenger RNA, 4146 nt
Organism: Habropoda laboriosa
Lineage: Eukaryota; Metazoa; Arthropoda; Insecta; Hymenoptera; Apidae
Gene: wde
Product: activating transcription factor 7-interacting protein 1
Exons: 14
Coding region: 112-4146 (1344 amino acids)
Biological process (GO): regulation of DNA-templated transcription
Cellular component (GO): transcription regulator complex; nucleus
Molecular function (GO): protein binding; transcription coregulator activity
Source: RefSeq, a predicted model, not a curated record
AAGACAAAGAGCAUGUGCAUCACUGAUUGAAGACUAUCUGCAUUAUACAUAACGUCACAAAAUAUUAAAUGAGUAACCUGUGACAUUGUUUUGCAUGGCCUGUUUUGUAUCAUGGAAGCUUUGAGAAGUGAUACAGUACGUGCUUCUGACUCUAUGCAUUCUUUGUCUUGCAUUAAUACACAUCAUAUUGAUGAACUAUCAAAAGAAAAAGAGGAGGAGCUAUUAUAUGGUGCAGGUGAUGAUGGUGAUGAAGAAGAUGCACUUUCAGAUGAUAGUAUGCGUUUGAGACUUUCUGAUGAUGAUGAGAUUGAAGCUGAAGAUGUUUUAACACCUGCUUUAGAUGAUCAAGAAAAUAAAUCAAAAAGUAUAAAAAUUGAAAUGACUUCAGGAAAAGAUGACAAUAUGCAAACUACUAUUCCAGAAAAAAAUAUAAUGGAGAAUGACACAGCUGCAGAGAAAAUAAAACAAGAGGAACAUUGUAAAGGUAAUGUUAUCAAAGAUGAAGAGAUAGUAACUGAUCAUGGAAAAGUUGCACAAAGAAGUGAAAAUGGGCUGAUAAGGCCACAAAUAUCUAAUAUGCCUCGCCCAUGGAAAAAUUGUGACCCUCAAUGGAGAUUUGCUAGGAACCCUUGUGGUCGCUCCUUUCAUAAUGCCAACCAUCCUUCUUAUAACAGAUAUCGUUAUUUAACACCUAGAGGACAUUAUAGACUUCAGUCGUAUGACUAUAAUACUAGAUAUCGUAAUGCGUUUUUUCCUGUUGAACGAGGAAGAGGUAAUGGAAUGUUUAAUACAUAUAACAGAUCAUAUGGUAAUAGACAACAAAAUAAAGGUUUUAAAUCUACUAUUAUGCCAAAAUUAAAUAGUUCAACCGAACUUGAUCAAAAUCUUUCAUCUAUUUCGAAUACAAACAUAUCUCCAAACACUGAAGUUAAAAACGAUAUUAAAAAUACAAAGGUUGAUGAUAAAAAGACAAUAGAAAAAAAUAACACAUUAAGUAGCGAGAUAUUGGUUGAUAGUGACAAAAAUAAUGAACAAUCAAAUAAAUUAUUGAAUGAAAAGGUAGAAAACAUUACUACUGAAAAUAUUCAUAAAGAAAAUAUUGUUGAUGCGAAUUCCGUUAAUGAUUCAUUAGAAUUACAACAUAAUUUCAAAGAAAAUUCGGAAAUAAUAUGUAAUGAUACUAAAUGUAAAAGUAUUACAACUAGUGAAAUUAAUAUCUUGAAUGAUAAUUCAAGUGAAAAACUUGUAAAUUCUGCAAUAAAUUGUCUUGAUAAUGAUAAGGAAACAGACAAAAUAAGUGAAAAUAGUAUAAAUAAUGCAGAUGUUGAGCCUAGUGAUUUUUAUAUUGGUGACAAUUCCAAAGAAGUGGAAGCAUUGAAUAUAGAUGUAAAAUGUAAAUCUGAUAAAGAUGAAACUAUAGAGUAUACUGAAAAAAAUGAUAUAAGUAAUCAAAAAAAGGAUGAAGUAGGUAAAACGACUGACAUAGAUAUAAAUGAAAAUAAAGAUGAUAAAAAACUUAUGAAAUUAGAAAAAGAAGAACUUAAUACAAAUCAACAAUCAACAGAAAGGAAUCAUGAAACAGAAUUAUUAGAAAGUAAUUGUAAUACAAUUACUUUGAAUACUUCAAAAGAGCAGAAGAUAGUAAAUAAUGAAUUAACAGUAAAUGGGAAAGUAACAGAUCAUAAAGUAGAAGAAAUUGCUAAGAAUAAAGAAGAGGAAGUUUCUUUACAAGCCACAAAGUUAAAUAAAGAUCAUGAAGAUAGUGCUCUAAAUGCAAUUACUAUUACAUCGAGUGAUUUAACUAUUACAAAAGAUGAUGAUGAAAUUAUAAUCAUACAAAAUAAUACACCAGCAAUUAACAGUGAAAAAUGCGAGAAUAACCAAUUGAAAAGUAGCGAUAAUAGUACAAAUUCUACUAAAAUUAGUAAAUUAAUUCCCCCUGAGGAUCAAUUAACUCAUCCUAAAAUUAAUCUUCAGGAGCAAAAUAAUGUUUUUACUGAAAAAAGUAUAAAACCUACAGAAAAAGAAAACUCAAUGAUAAGUCCUACAAAUAAAACAGCAAAAAUAACUGUAAAUUUUAAAUUGGCAUUGAAUAAGAAUAAUUCAUCUGACAUAAAUCCACAAAAUGGUUCAUUAGAUAUUGUUAUUGAUGCAAAAACUAAUAGUGAGGAUAAUGAUAAAAAAACUAGUGAUAUUCCCGUAUCUACUCAAAGGAGGAGGAGACGAACAAAAAAAAUGAUUAUUGCAGCACAAGAAGUUGUUUCUGAAGAAGAAAAGCAAGUUAGGGAAAGUGGAAGACAGAAAAGACAAACAGCUAAGAAUGCAGAAGAAAUAAUAAGGAAGAAAUAUCUUAAUCAUGAUAGUGAUCUAGAGUCAAGUGAUGAUUCAGAAAAGUUUGUGGUUGUAAAUCAUAAGAUGAAUCAAGAUAUAUGUCCUUUAUCCCCACCUUCAUUAAAACGCAAUUACUCUGACAAUGAUAGUACUGUUAUGAAUGGUAUUACUAAGAAAGCUAAAAUAAAUUCUGAAGCAGUGCCGAAUGAAUUAACAACAAAAGAAAGUAGUUCUGAAAACCUUAAAAAACUUAGCUAUGUUCAUAAAUUUUUCCAAAGAGAUUUUAAAGAAAAGCUACCAAAGUUAAAGCAGGAAGAAUUAGAGGAACUACUGAUACAAAAAAUUGUUGAAACGAUUACUAUGCGCGCUGAAAUCGGUAAAUUGAGGGAGCAAGCACGUAUAUCAGAAAGAAAUCAAGAAGUAACACGUGCAAAAUGCCAACAAUUAGCUAAACAAAUUAAAGAUUUUGAAAUGGUAUUAAGUCGCAAUGCAGCUGAUCGUCGUGCAAAUAAUGAUAAACCUACUCCACCAAUUAAAAUCAAUAGAUCUGUUGGAUUACAAGUCAAUUUUAUAACGGAUAAUGGAAUGCAGAAUUUACGACAACUACAACAGACUUCUAGUAUAAAAUCUUUACAUGUUUCAAGUAGUAGUAAUACUUUAAAUACUUCCAAUAAUGAAACGAAUAAUGCAUCGAGUCCAAGGAAAGGAAUUAAAAUAAGAUCUCCCAGACGAAUCGAACCUAUGGGUGGACAAAGUCCUGUAGUAGUAUCACAAAAUCACACUCAAUCUCCGAAUAUUACAUCUACUAUUACUCCCGCAGCUUUAGUUGUUGCUAAACCUGUAGAUACACAGCAUACUUUAACAUUAUCUAAUCAACCUAAUGUUCAACAAAUUAUGUCAAAUACACAGUCGCCACAAUCACAACAAACUAUAGUUUUAAAUGGAAAAUUUCCAAAUCAAAUAAAUCGGCAAGGAUCUACUACAAUAACUGUUGCAAAAUCGCGUGCAAAUGAUCUUAUUGAUCUUACAGAUGAAGAAGAAAAAAGCAAAGCUACCGUUGUACCAGUUGUUACGACCACAAUAACUGAACAAGUAAAUUUAGCGCCAAAAACGCAACCUUGCUUUCAAAGGGUAAUUCAAACCAUUCCCGGGAAUGUAGCUAUAACAAGUCAACCUCCUAGUAUAAGAGUAGUACAACCUGCCAGCCAACCUACACCUACUGCUUUAGUUAACAAUAUGAAUGCACCUCGAUUAGCGUAUGUGAUGCAAAGUAGUGUCGGACCAACAAGGCAAUUAUUAAUAGCACCAAAUUCUAAUCCGAUGCGGCCAGUGACUUCAUGUAGAGCUUCAUUUCCAACUGUAACAUACAAAACAGGAAUAUCAACAAUUGCAAAUGGUACGGUUCGAGUUUUAACAACACCAGCUACUUCAAAUGUACAGUUAAAUAAGCAUCCUGCACCUUUGCCAGAUAUACGCAGUUAUACUCUGAAUCCUAUUAUCAAACUUCCACCACCAGCUCCAUCAUUGAAGAUAUCUAAAGUAGCACAUGGCAUAGUACUGUCUUGGAAUAUGAAUUUGUCUGACAAGUAUGCAGAUAUUGCUAGUUACCAGUUGUAUGCAUACCAAGAAGUUGCUGGUGUUCCUCCUAAUACAUCACUGUGGAAAAAAGUAGGCGAUGUUCGAGCUUUACCACUGCCUAUGGCGUGCACGCUUACACAAUUUUCCGAAGGCAAUAAUUAUUACUUCGCAGUUCGAGCAGUUGACACACAUUCCCGAAAAGGACAGUAUAGUAUACCUGGCAACAUCUCUUUGUAA